Molecule: messenger RNA, 642 nt
Organism: Vanrija pseudolonga
Lineage: Eukaryota; Fungi; Basidiomycota; Tremellomycetes; Trichosporonales; Trichosporonaceae
Exons: 2
Coding region: 1-642 (213 amino acids)
Source: RefSeq, a predicted model, not a curated record
AUGUCUAACAGCACCUUCGACACCUCGAACCCGAACAUCUCGAUGACCACCGACACCACCGACACCACGGUCUGCGGCGACAACUCUUUCGAGGGCUCCCAGUCCUUCAACAAGGAGUUCUCGUACAUCAUCCGGCUGAUGCGUAUGGACGGUGCCGAGGCCACCCAGUACACCCCCACUCGCGACUCGCUGGCCAUGCCGUCCAUCCAUACCCCCAAGCCCUCAAUCACUUUCCUCAAGGACAACCUUGCGCGCAAUCUCGACCACAUCGCCAACGACAUCACCGGCCUCGCGUGUGACCUUGAGCGCCUUGCCGCCAUCAACCGCCUCCGCUUCUGGACCCACACCACCCAGGAGAACGACUACCGCUUCUUCAUUGAGGUGCUCCAGCUUUUCGUGGUGAAGAUGGACAAGAAGGUCAAGGCAUACCAGGCGACGUAUGGCACCGCCACGUCUGACCAAGGCCCCUUCUCGAAGCGCAUCAUUCGCCACCACCCGGUCGGGGUGCGGCGCUUCAUCAGCUGGGACGUCGCCGGCACUGCGGAGGGCCUUGCGGCUCGCGUGGAGUCGCUCCGCGAUGACAUGCUCGCGAUCCAGGACUGCGUUUACGCUGUCAUGGACGCCGAGGAGACCUGCAUGUAG